Molecule: messenger RNA, 279 nt
Organism: Fusarium tjaetaba
Lineage: Eukaryota; Fungi; Ascomycota; Sordariomycetes; Hypocreales; Nectriaceae
Exons: 3
Coding region: 1-279 (92 amino acids)
Source: RefSeq, a predicted model, not a curated record
AUGGCUGCACACUGGUGGCUCCUCCGCGCAAUCCAAUCCUUCGAAGAUCACAUCGUCGCAUCCAUCCUCCGCCAACCGGGUUUCCACCGCGCAGUAACACGCAUCCACAAGACCAUCCACGAGAAGCAACACGGACGAAAUCCUCACGAGCCUUUGGCACCGGGCGAAGCGACGGCUGAUCCGAAUGCUGCUGGGAAGAAUUCAGAGUUUGCGAAGCAUUUUUUGGAUGAGAUUAAGAAUCAGUUUAGGGGGAAGCCGACGGAUAUAACGAGGAAGUGA